Messenger RNA from Pelmatolapia mariae (spotted tilapia), 1832 nucleotides. It is a transcript of the gene qrfprb, whose product is annotated as pyroglutamylated RFamide peptide receptor b. The record is from RefSeq and is a predicted model, not a curated record. Bases 1 to 1320 code for a protein of 439 amino acids. NCBI's taxonomy places the organism in Eukaryota, Metazoa, Chordata, Actinopteri, Cichliformes, Cichlidae. The transcript is spliced from 6 exons. Gene Ontology annotation, cellular component: plasma membrane. Gene Ontology annotation, molecular function: neuropeptide Y receptor activity; peptide binding. Gene Ontology annotation, biological process: G protein-coupled receptor signaling pathway; cellular response to hormone stimulus.
AUGGCCGCAGCUUCGACAGAUUCGGGGCAGGGCUCCACUAAAAUAACUCCUGAAGUGCUGCAGGAGAUGCUCCAGUACUACAACCUGAGCCGUCAGGAGUUUAUCAACACCUACAACAUCCAGCCGCUCGUCUACAUCCCCGAGUUACCGUACAACGCCAAAACCACCUUCGUGAUCAUGUAUGUGGUUAUUUUCGUCCUGGCUCUGGCUGGAAAUAGUUUGGUCAUCUACAUAAUUGUGAAGAAACGGACGAUACAGACGGCGACAGAUAUUUUUAUUUGCUCUCUGGCGGUCAGCGACCUGCUCAUCACUUUCUUCUGCAUACCGUUUACUUUGCUGCAGAACAUCUCCUCUGAAUGGUUCGGCGGGGUUCUGGUUUGCAAGGCUGUUCCAUUUGUACAGACUACAGCCAUAGUGACAGGCAUCCUAACAAUGACCUGCAUUGCCAUUGAGAGAUACCAGGGCAUUGUAUUCCCACUGAAAAUGAGGAGGCAGUACUCGUCCAGAAGAGCAUACAAGAUGCUAGGACUUGUAUGGAUUGCCUCAGUGAUAGUGGGAUCACCAAUGCUGUUUGUGCAACAGUUAAAGGUGAAGUACGACUUCUUGUACGAUCACUACCAUGUGUGUUGUCAGGAGAGUUGGAGCUCGGUGACUCACAGGCAGGCGUACACCACCUUCAUCAUGGUGGCCCUUUUCCUGCUCCCUUUGGCAGCCAUGCUAUUCCUCUACACACGCAUUGGCAUAGAGUUGUGGAUCCGCAAGAGGGUGGGUGAUGCCUCAGUCCUCAACACCAUGAACCACAGGGAGAUCAGUAAGAUAUCAAGGAAAAAGAAAAGGGCUGUGAAAAUGAUGAUCACCAUUGUUCUGCUAUUCACAAUUUGCUGGGCACCCUUCCACACAGUCCACAUGCUGUUUGAAUACUAUGACCUGGAGAAGAAAUACGACGGAGUCACACUCAACAUGAUCAUCGCCAUUGUUCAGGCCAUCGGGUUCUUCAACAGCUUCAACAAUCCCAUCGUCUACGCCUUCAUGAACGAGAACUUCAAGAAGAGUUGCUUUUCCACCCUCUCCCACUGCAUUCGAAAGCCUACCCAGCAGAGUGGUGCUGUGGUGGCGCCUAGACUGAGUGUGCAGUUCAUCAAACCCCAAAGUAGAGAAGCCUUCCUGGAGCCAGACGAAGGCAAUAGCCUGGAACCGCACUCAGCAGAGAAGGGCCCUUCGACGUCAUCACACGGAGAGAGCUCCCUGGAAAUAAUGGGAGAGAAAAUCUCCACCAUUCAAACGGAGCUCCCUGCAAACAGCUCCUCUCAAGUAAAAUGAGAAGGGACUGUCCCGGAUCUCAGGUGUUUUAAUUGCUUACCUUCGAUUGCCACGCUUGCUGUCAAUUACUUUCACUUCAGGCCAGCAGCUGCAAGGACAUCAAAUGUGAUUUCAAGUUUCACUGAUGUGGCUGAAAGAUGCAAAAGUCCGAAAGCUUGAUAACAUAUCUCUGCAGAGCAAGGAGUUAGGGAAUGUAUUCCCAUGCUGGUCAGGAGCGCAGAAGAAAGAUUGUUAAUGAAUAUCACAAAGAGACACUUUAACUAUAAACUCUGAGUAGGGUGGUCAGACCCUACUGAGAAAUCAUUUCCGCUUGUCUCUGAAAUCUGGAGGACAUUCAGCAGUUCUUCGUGAAAGCAUAAUGAUGCAUGAGUGUUCAAUGUCACCCCAAAUGACCUGAAAUUGCAUUAAGGCACAGCAGGAACUGUUUGGAAAUGAAAAUGUAGAGGACUUUGCAGAGCUAUGCUUUUAGAAGAGAUGCCUAAUCUUUCAUCGACAGCUAAAUUCGCAUUAAG